GUGGAGAAUAUGUAGAUAAUCAUGCGAGCCCUAAACAGCUUAGCCGGGGCGUAAUAAACUAUGUAUGUAUGUAUGUAUCUGCUGUACUGCAUGCAGUAUAAGAGCAAGGCAAUUCUACCCCUCUUCGAAACAAGGCGACUGGCAUCGCAUCAAUACACUGCCAGGUCCCAGUUGAUCGACAUGGCUCUUGAGCUUUUCAUUCUGUCCUGUGUGAGAUCUCCUGCUGGGCCUCUCCAUCUACCGGAUAUUGAGCGGCCGCUCAGAAUCAGAAUCGAAGGUCCGCGAGAAUCGAUUGAAAAGCUAUCCCCGUCUGUUGUAUGGGAUACUCGCGUAUUUGAUGGGAAGUUUCCUCAGGAAGCUGGUCCACCACUCGCAACGCUGACGUUUCGGCACAUUUACGGGGAGAGUGUCCGUCCUGAUGUCCCCGGCGAUUUGGUCGUACGGGACGAAUACAUUGGAAGGAUUGUACAGGAUAAAAGAAUAGUGGACGACUUUGACUACUAUGGUGUUACGUUUGAUUAUCUUGUUCCCGUAGAUGACGCCGAUCCGGAGGUACUACAACUCAACAUCAUCGAGGUGGAGUCUGAUCAGGGGAAGACCGCCAACGAAUACGUGAGAUUUCCGGUUGAUGCAUUGGAGUACGCAGGAAAGAAGGUAUUGGCUGUUCCCAGAUGUUGUCAGAAACGGAAGGGCAUUACAGAUCGUGCAAGGGUCAAUAACGGUGUUUUGGUCAGGGAUGGGCAUCCCAACCCGUGGAUGCAAAGCAAGUAAAGCAGAGAUGGGCCAU
This is a messenger RNA of Colletotrichum acutatum, 787 nucleotides long. RefSeq lists its product as uncharacterized. Lineage: Eukaryota; Fungi; Ascomycota; Sordariomycetes; Glomerellales; Glomerellaceae. Bases 181 to 771 code for a protein of 196 amino acids. The transcript has 2 exons. The record is from RefSeq and is a predicted model, not a curated record.